AUGGAGAUCUCGCCCCGCAGCAGAGUUACAGCAGCUACCCUGCUGGAUUCCGCUGGGAUAGCCCUCAAUUCCAAUCUCGAUAUGCUACCGUCAGGCACUAAAGGGGGCGGUAUUCGGAAGCGCGACCGCUACGUCUCAUACGCGUGCAACCGCUGUCGAGCAGCCAAAGUGCGCUGCAAUGGAAAGCAGCCAUGCUCUUACUGCGUGGCAAGAGAUCCAGCAUCUUGCCACUAUCGAAGCCAGCGUAUCAUAUAUGACUCUAAUCAACAAAAUCAGCAACAGUUCCAGAUCCAACAAGCGCCAGAGGAAGAUUCUCACCCUCCGUACAUGCAGACAGGAAGCGCCGGCGAGAUCAAGCAUUCGGAUUACGAGAGUAUCAAGAUGCUGCUACAACGACAAAACGGCAAACUUGACGCAAUACUCAAGCGCGUCUCUAAUGUAGAGGCUGCCAAAAGAUUGCAGUCGCAUCAUGUUAAAACACCUUCAAGCAAUGCGUCACUGGAUUGCGAAGAGCCACUUCCGGUCAUUCAAAGCUCGACAAGUGCAUUGUUCUGCAUUCACAUUGUUGAUGACAGUCUCAAGGCAUUCGAAGAGCCAGUCCUAGGCACUCCGCCACUCGAAGACUGCAAACCAUCUUUAACGCCCUCUUUCUCCAUUUUGCAUGGCCAGAUUGUGAACAAGAUUGCAGCUGAUAUCGGGGAAUGGGGCGUUGCAGAAACAAGUACAUCUUCGUCCAGUUCUGGUAUCACAACUCAGGGUACAUCUACGCAUCCGUUGGAUGAGCUGGACAAUGCAGAGCUUAUUCGGUUGAUCCAAAAAUACAAUGACGUGGCCGGAAUGGUGUAUCCAGUAGUAGAUGGAGCGAAGAUGCUACGCUUAGCUGGAAGUAGUGGCCAGCUUGAAGAGCUGAGUGCAGAGCCUCAUAGGAAUAAGUCUUUCCCACUAAGACGAAGCGAAGUAGCCAUUCUUCAGAUGAUGGCUGCCAUUGCUCUAACGGCUGAAAACGAGAAUGGGUCUGAUCUGAUCCAACGUUUUCACGACGACGUGUUACCGGAUGCCCAACACAUAAUCUGGAACACAAACACUGAUCUCCACGGCUUAAUCUUGCUAGUACUGAUGAGCAUCUUUUAUUACCACUCUCAUAAAUGGCGCCUCGCGUGGCGUUUCUUGGGCAAUGUAGCACGUAUCGUCGUUGAGCUCGGCCUCAAUAGGCAAAUGGUCCUUGAUAGAUCAUUCCCCAAGGGAGAAGCGCAGACACAAGCGGUCAACAUUAUAUGGUCUAUUUUCGUCUUAGAACAACAGCUAAGGCAUGCUUUGGGACUCUCCACCAUGACACAAGACCUAGCUCUGGACUCGACGUUCCCCAAACCAGUCAAUGCACCUUACUUAGAUGCGAUGGUUCAGUAUCUCAAAAUUGCCAGCUCCACAAGCGCAAUAACUUUCGGCAGGCAUAAUGUGCAGUUAACGCCCGAGGAGUUCCAAGAACUCUACAGCUAUUUCCAAUAUCGUCUCAGCGAGUGGUACAAAAGCAUCGACUGCGAAUUCCAGCUCAAAGGCGAAGGCGAGAGAACUGAGCAAUGGAAUCGGUUUCUUAGUAUCACGCUUCGCCUAAGAGCACAUACACUUCAAAUUGGGGUCGCAAGGUUCAUCCUCUUUGGGAAAGGAGUUAUAGGAAUGCCAUCCGCGGAUAUCUGGUCCACAUGCGUUGAUGCAGCGGCCUCCAUAGCAUCCAGUUUAGCUGCUAUAGAUGCCGACCAGCCGCCGUUUCAAUCUGCGAGACCAGAGUCGAAUUACUUUCUCAUCUCUGGCCUGGGUAUUUUGCUGCUAGCCAUUUCUCAAAACGCAAUGCUUCCAGUAGCACAGCGGCCAUUGUCUCCCGAGACACUUCAAAGAGCUCAACAAAGCGCCAUCUUAUGUCUCAAUCUCUUACGCAGUCGUGCGAUUGUUUCCCGCCCGUCUAAACAUCUUUGGAACAGAGUUCAGAGUCUCGCUCUACGCUUGAACCUCUUAGAUGGCCCGACGGCCUUAUUCGAAGGUGCAGCGGCAGGACAGCCAGAGACUAUAAAUGAGGAAGUAGAUAUCAAUUCGUUACCGCUAAUGCCGGAGCUAAACUUGGCGAGCUUUCCUUCUACUGCGAAUUUCGGCUCUUCUGACAUGGACGCUAUAGUCGAUACAACCGACGUACCAAGAAGCCAUAAUCCACCAUUUGGUAUGGGUUUUGACUCGGUUUACAUGAUUAGCGAAUUGAUGACGGGCUUCGAAUAA
Messenger RNA from Trichoderma gamsii, 2265 nucleotides. RefSeq lists its product as hypothetical. The record is from RefSeq and is a predicted model, not a curated record. Gene Ontology annotation, biological process: DNA-templated transcription; positive regulation of transcription from RNA polymerase II promoter by galactose. The coding region runs from base 1 to 2265 and encodes 754 amino acids. The transcript is spliced from 5 exons. Gene Ontology annotation, molecular function: RNA polymerase II cis-regulatory region sequence-specific DNA binding; DNA-binding transcription factor activity, RNA polymerase II-specific; zinc ion binding. Lineage: Eukaryota; Fungi; Ascomycota; Sordariomycetes; Hypocreales; Hypocreaceae. Gene Ontology annotation, cellular component: nucleus.